UUACAGGUUAAUGACCUGGUCCAGUAUUUACUCAUAAUGGAUCAGAAAAAAUAUCCCAUUAAAAAACUAGAUAUAAAUAAAAUUGUACUGAAAGAUACAAGUAAGGCUUUUCCCCUUGUAAUGAAAAGGGCAUCAGAAAAACUGUCAGAGGUAUUUGGUAUUGAUGUAGUAGAAUUACAAGAUAAACACAAGGGAAGUUAUAUAUUGGUCAGUAAAUAUGAAAAUGAUGUUGAGAAACCUCAUAUCUUAUGGCCUGAAGAAGACAACUGUCAUACUGGGUUAUUAGUCAUUAUAUUGAGUUUGAUAUUUAUGAAUAAUAAUGUCAUGCAAGAUUCUGAACUAUGGCAUACAUUGAAGAAAUUAGGUAUUGAUCCAGAAGUUCAUCAUGAAACAUUUGGAGAUGUGAAGAAAUUAGUUACACAAGAAUUUGUUAGACAGGCUUAUUUAGAAUAUAUCAAACAACCACAGACAGAUCCUUUAGUUUAUGACUUUAAAUGGGGACAGAGGGCAAAGGCAGAAACAUCCAAAAAUAACAUUCUUCAUUUUGUCAGUGAGGUA
Messenger RNA from Lottia gigantea (owl limpet), 558 nucleotides. RefSeq lists its product as hypothetical. The transcript is spliced from 6 exons. The annotation marks the transcript as partial. The record is from RefSeq and is a predicted model, not a curated record. Gene Ontology annotation, cellular component: nucleus. NCBI's taxonomy places the organism in Eukaryota, Metazoa, Mollusca, Gastropoda, Lottiidae.